Galendromus occidentalis (western predatory mite) is the source of this 1266-nucleotide messenger RNA. RefSeq names its product mitochondrial GTPase 1. Bases 209 to 1219 code for a protein of 336 amino acids. NCBI's taxonomy places the organism in Eukaryota, Metazoa, Arthropoda, Arachnida, Mesostigmata, Phytoseiidae. Gene Ontology annotation, molecular function: GTP binding; GTPase activity. Gene Ontology annotation, biological process: mitochondrial translation. The transcript has 7 exons. Gene Ontology annotation, cellular component: mitochondrion. The record is from RefSeq and is a predicted model, not a curated record.
GGUCGGCUUCUGUUUUCAUCGUGAUUCGCGCGGCUAUCCUAUUCUCUUCGAUAUUUUCCGUGUAUCCACAGGCUCCGCUCAUCGUUGAGGUCUCAAAAGAAAGAAGGCCGGAGGAAUCCGCCUCCUCGAAGUGAAGUUGACACCAUGACGGUUUGCGCGUUCGAGUUCGAAUGACUCCCCGGGAGUACAACUCCGGAAAGAACGAGAAAUGAACGUCCUGCGCAAAGGCGAUACUGCUAUCAUAAGCAGAUGGUUCCCGAGCGUGCACGGAGGUGCCGGGGGGAUGGCUGAGGUCCAGCGUAAAUUGACGAAGAUGGAUUGUAUCAUUGAGGUGCACGAUGCACGAGUACCGCUUAGUGGUCGCAAUCAGAAAUUCUUGGAACGUCUCCGCGCCGCAAGACCCCAUCUUCUGGUUUACAACAAAGUUGACACGAUACCCCGCAAAACAGUGCCUUAUUUGAAGAAAAUCGUCACGGAGAAAGAGUCUUCAUCGCCUUUCCCCCUCCACGGCACGCCGCUUUUCUGUUCCGCAACGAAGAACAAGCGGAUAGAUAAAAUCGUGCCGAAGACCGUCAAGCUAAUACACGAAUUUUUCAAACACAAUGCCGACUUCGCGAAGCUGGAGUACACCAUCAUGAUCGUCGGAGUACCCAAUGUCGGGAAGUCUUCGAUUAUAAACGCCGUCCGAGAAACAUGCACGGGCCUGACCAAUAUGGCUACGAGGGUAGGAGCUCAGCCUGGAAUAACGCGCAGCGUGUUGCAGACUAUAAGAGUCUCUCAACAUCCGAAGAUCUAUCUGGUGGAUUCUCCAGGCGUUCUGGAGCCGACGCCUGUUUCCUAUGAGAGGGCGCUGCGCCUGGCUCUGUGCGGUACUGCAAUCGACAGCCUGGUGGGCAAUGAACUCAUGGCGGCGUACUUGUUCAACUUCAUGCAGACCCGUGGGAUAACGUCGUACUGUAAUUACAUGGGCUUCGAUAAACCCGUGGACAGCCUGCCGGAACUUCUCCGUGGAUGUGCGUCGAUGCUUCAGAGUCGUAGGAAGACCAGAAACUUCGACGGAACGGGGGGCUACUCGGUCAAGCUGGAUCUCGAGCUAGCUGCGAAAUUCUUCAUCAUGGGCUUUCGAAGAGGGGAAUACGGGAAGAUACUGCUCGAUGAUGAAGACCUUCCAUCGGGAGUCCAGGGUUGGGAAGUGCCCGAGGCCAAAGAUGUCGAAUAGCCCUGCCGAUGUCCAUAUAGGAGUGAUAUAAUAAAUUUUGGACUGAA